AUGGGUUCACCAGCCCCCAUGUUCCAGUGUCCCCAGAAUGGUCACCGAACCCCCAUGUUCCAGUGUCCCCAGAUGGUUCACCAGCCCCCCAUGUUCCAGUGUAAGCGGACAGUUCACCCAGCCCCCCAUGUUCAGUGUCCCCAGAUGGUUCACCAGCCCCCAGAUGUCCCCAUGGUUCACCAGCCCCCCAGUUCCAGUUCCCAGAUGGCUCACCAGCCCCCAUGUUCCAGUGUCCCCAGAUGGUUCACCAGCCCCCAGAUGGUUCACCAGCCCCCCAUGUUCGUGUCCCAGAUGGUCAAGCCCCCAGAUGGUUCACUCAGCCCCCCCAUAUUCCCAGUGUCCCCAGAUGGUUCACCCAGCCCCCCAUGUUCCAGUGUCCAGAUGGUUCAGCAGCCCCACAUGUUCCAACGGUUCACCAGCCCCCCUUGUUCCAGUGUCCCCAGAUGGUUCACCACCCCCAUGUUCAGUGUCCCCAGAUGGCUCAUCCCCCAUGUUCCAGUGUCCCCAGACCCAGCCCCCAUGUUCCAGUUUCCCCAGAUGGCUCACCAGCCCCCAUGUUCCAAUGAAAACCCCAGAUGGUUCACCCAGCCCCAGAUGGAUUCACCAGCCCCCAUAUGGUUCACCAGCCCCCAUGUUCCAGUGUCCCCCAGAUGGUUCACCAGCCCCCAGAUGGUUCACCAGCCCCCAUGUUUCAGUGUCCCCAGAUGGUUCACCAGCCCCCAUGUUCCAGGUCCCCAGAUACCUACCAGCCCCCAGAUGGUUCAUGGCCCCAUGUUCCAGUGUCCCCAGAUGGUUCACCCAGCCCCCAUGUUCAGUGUCUCAGAUGGUUCAGCAUCCCCCAUGUUCCAGUAUCCCCAGAUGGUUCACCAGCCCCCAUGUUCCAGUGUCCCCCAGACGGUUCACCCAGCCCCCAUGUUCCAGUGUCCCCAGAUGGUUCAGCCCCCCAUGUUCCAGUGUCCCCCAGAUGGUUACCUGCCCCCAUGUUCCAGUGUCCCCUGA
Molecule: messenger RNA, 999 nt
Organism: Oncorhynchus nerka (sockeye salmon)
Lineage: Eukaryota; Metazoa; Chordata; Actinopteri; Salmoniformes; Salmonidae
Exons: 2
Coding region: 1-999 (332 amino acids)
Source: RefSeq, a predicted model, not a curated record